Galendromus occidentalis (western predatory mite) is the source of this 2558-nucleotide messenger RNA. Its product is annotated as solute carrier family 35 member B1. The transcript has 3 exons. The coding region runs from base 351 to 1409 and encodes 352 amino acids. Gene Ontology annotation, molecular function: UDP-glucose transmembrane transporter activity; UDP-galactose transmembrane transporter activity. Gene Ontology annotation, biological process: UDP-galactose transmembrane transport. The record is from RefSeq and is a predicted model, not a curated record. Lineage: Eukaryota; Metazoa; Arthropoda; Arachnida; Mesostigmata; Phytoseiidae. Gene Ontology annotation, cellular component: endoplasmic reticulum membrane; Golgi membrane.
AUAACGUUGACUGAGUGCCAUCGAGGAGGGUGAUACGUACAACGAGACCGCGUCAGAGGUAACCGGAGAAUCCCUUCGGAGCGAUAUGAGAUCAGGCGAUCUGAGAUUUCAUCGAGACAAUCUCGCGAAAAGCGUUCCUGAUCUGCGCUUAAACGUCGGAGCGCGGUUCCAUCGAACGAAAGACUACGUGUACCUACAGCCGUGUGGCCAGCUGUGCGGUGGUGACGGUGUCCGACGUAUCAGAAGCCGGUCGGUGCCCGAAUUUACAACUCAGAAGCCUCCGGAAAGCCUUGGCAAAAUCAGAAAAAAUCUCCGGAAGCAGCGAAGAGUACUUCUCAGGCCAGAAUGCGAUGCGCAGGGCUGACGACCUCGAGGUGGUGAUUGAUCGCACCGGUGAGCUCUCGGAGAAACGAGCGGUUUCCAAGCUGGUCAGAGGUGACUCUACUGUGGUUCGUCAUCAAACGGAGAAAAUGAAGUUCUCUGUGAAGUUGAUCAUCUACGCCGCGGGAAUUUUCAUCUCGUACGCGGUUUUUGGUAUUUUUCAAGAGAAAAUUCUCCGCGGUCGCUACGGAGCCGAUCGGGAACGAUUCGAAUAUCCCUUCACGUUGCUGUUCUUGCAAUGUUUCGUGAAUGCCGCGCUGGCCAGGAUUCUCCUCAGCACAAUCUGGAAACAAGGCCGAGACCUCACCACCUACGGAUACUACAUCUCGGCGUCGUUCUUCUACAUGCUCGCCAUGCUCACGAGCACCGCAGCGCUGAAGUACGUGAACUAUCCGACGCAGGUCGUUGCAAAGUCGUGUAAGCCGAUUCCCGUCAUGCUGCUUGGCGUACUUCUCGCUCGGAAACGGUAUUCCCUCUUGAAGUAUUGCUUCGUCACCCUGAUCGUUGUCGGCGUUGCGAUAUUCUCCUACAAAAACGACAAAGGUGCUGCGGGCGAGAGCUCCCUUUUUGGAAACACGUUCCUGUGCAUCUCUUUGAUUUCCGACGGUCUCAUCGCCGCUCUGCAGGAUAGGAUGCGGCAGAACUUCCAGUCGAAAUCUCUGCACAUGAUGAGCCAGCUCAACUUCUUCUCCGUCGUGUACGUCUCGGUGGCCAUUGUUUUCACCGGCGAGUUCCCGCUGUUCCUGAAUUUCGUUCAGAAGUACCCCCAGGUCUUGGGCGAACUGGCUCUUUUCGCUGGGUGUUCGGCGGUCGGGCAGAUAUUCAUCUACUCGAUGGUGGCGGAGUUCGGACCCUUGAACUGCUCGAUUGUCACCACGUGUCGGAAGCUAUUCACCGUGCUCUGCUCGAUUCUCCUGUUCGGGAACGCUCUCAACACUCAACAGUGGAUAGGUACCGUGUUGGUGUUCGUGGGCCUGUUCCUGGAUGCGUUCUUUGGCAAAUCUGGUCAAGCUGUCAAAAAGGCGUAAAAAGAGUCCUCCCGGAGGAUCUCUGACCGUCUUCGACCAUCCUUCCGAGGCUGCUCCCUCUUGCCGAAACCCUGGUAUUCAUUUUCGAUGUGUCUCCGGAUCUGUACAGCCCCUCUAUUCUCGGUGAUACAUCGUGAUGCGAACCUUUAAUUUAAGAAAGCUCUCAUUAUCAAAGUGGACUGCUUCGUGGUGUUGGUCAUGAUGACUGUAUGCCCGACAGCGGGAGAUCCAGCAGACUGCGGGGUAUAACACGUCCCCGGGAUUCGCGUCUUGCUUCGAGUGACUUUUCCUCUCAUUAUGGGGAUUGUAAUACGAAUACCCUAUUCUAAGCGAAAUUCCUAUCCUGAGAAACCUUGUCCAUCACGAGAAGAACAUUUGUCUUGGGUAACCGAUUUGGGCGGAGCGACGGAAGCACCGUUUUUAUUUUCAAAGAGCGUCGGGAACACCGGGGAGUCGACGUGCAGUCUCCCGAGCUUCGUGCUCCCCGCCGUCGAAACGCUCUGUAAGACGGGACUUGCGGACAGAUAUCUACCCCCUGACUAGAGGCUCGAUAAAGCAGGGACGAGAAGUCCGUGAGUGCAAUUUACUUAUCAAUCUUGAGGGAAUCAGUCUGGAGGGUUCAAUUGUUGCUCCGAGGAGCUUCUCGAUAUGAGUCUCUGAGCAACGUGGCUGAAGCUGAAUCAUCCGCGAUUUCCGAAACUAGAGGGGGAAACAAUGGCAGUAAAAUCGAAGGGUAACACGAGCUCAUUCCGCACAAGCCUGGUAUCUCGGAGUCACUGUUUCAGUCGUUAUUCUUGACAUCCAUCGACCCUGUGAAUUAUUUAUCAUAGAGUACGUUUUCGUUUAUAUAUCUGUUCAUUAUUCUACGGACGAGACUUUGAACUUAUCGAGAAAUUCUGCGUGAGACGGGUUUUAAAACUCAGCUCAUAUGCGGGUGACUUCAUACAGAAGACUUGGAGCGAUUUAGGGGAAAUUAUGUUCGAGGGGAAACGAAUGUCUAAAAAGAGUCUGGAAGCGUGGUACGGGAUAGAGGAUCUGAGGCGAUGAUUUCCCAAGGUUCAUGUAUGUAGAUCGUCGCACAGGCCUGGAAAUCGUUGUCCCGAGCCUGACGAGUGUGAUAAUAAAUCUUUGAACCUCAAUAAAAGUGUA